Eleginops maclovinus (Patagonian blennie) is the source of this 3001-nucleotide messenger RNA. RefSeq names its product fibronectin type III and SPRY domain containing 1-like (gene fsd1l). Bases 567 to 2030 code for a protein of 487 amino acids. Gene Ontology annotation, molecular function: protein binding. The transcript is spliced from 13 exons. The record is from RefSeq and is a predicted model, not a curated record. Lineage: Eukaryota; Metazoa; Chordata; Actinopteri; Perciformes; Eleginopidae.
AGUAGAGACGCUACAUACUGAUAUACACCCGAACAUCAGCAGGUGAGGACUCUUUAAAGAAGAGACGCUACAUACUGAUAUACACCCGAACAUCAGCAGGUGAGGACUCUUUAAAGUAGAGACGCUACAUACUGAUAUACACCUGAACUUUAAGACAUAAAUAGAAGUAUUUGUGUGCAUCACAGAAGAUCCAUAUAAUUAUAAAUAUAAUAUAAUGAUCAACUUUUAUCUAACAACAAUACUCAAACUUAUAAUAGAUAUACAAAUAAUGAAGACUCUCAUGAUGAAAGAUAUCCCAAAAUACUCGCGUUUUCUGGAAAAGAUUACAUUACAUUAUACAUCAAAACUAUAUUAUGAUAGCGCUAUAUAAUAACAGAGAUAUAACUAUUAUCAUUUUACUUAAAUAUAAUGGGUUAUUAUUUCUAAGAAUGAGUAUAAAUAUAUUUUCCUGCAUUUAAGUGAAUUUUUUACUGAAAGCUUCUGACCAUUAUUUUGAAACUCCACACCGGAAGCUGAGAGGACGCUUUCACAGUGGUGUCGUCACUGUGGAAGCGUCCUCUCAGGUGAUGGACUCUCAGAAGGAAGCUCUGUGCCGGAUCAUCAGCACACUAGCCAAUAAGAAUGAAGAGCUGCAAACCUUCCUGGAAACCGUCGACAACACACUGAUGGGCCUGCAGGAGGAGUCAUGUAAGGUGAUGUCAGAGCUGGAGGCGGAGCUCGAACAGCUAAACUCGGCCUUGGAGGAGAGAGGGGCGGGGCUCCGUGAUGUCAUCACAGAGGAGAAGCGGAGGAAAGAGGCGGAGCUUCAGAUGUCGGAGGGGAAGUUCGCCCUGCGGUCGGGCGAAGAACUCCUUGAGUUCGCAAACCAAACGCUGACGAUCACCAAUGAAGAAGAAUUCCUCAAGGCAGCGAAACAAAUCAAAGAGAGGGUAACCAUGGCCCCGGCGUUCCGCCUGACGACCCGUCCGGCGGUGUCGGAGAACAUGUCGCAGUUCACCGUCGACUUCAGCGCAGAGAGGGCGGGACUUCAGAGACUCCACUUCCUGCCCGUUCCCAGAGCUCCGGAGAUUAACGCCUCCGGCUGUGUUGCCCGGGACAACAGCAUCACGGUGGCCUGGCGACCAGCCGGCGACGGCGACGGCGGACGAAUCGAACGCUACGAUCUGGAAUACAGGAAGACAAACCGUGAGGAUUCGCUGAGGGCCGCCGGAGAGGCAUCCUGGGAAAAAAUCCCUGACAUCACAGAGACUCACGCCACCGUCUCAGGUCUGAAGUUCGAUUCCCGCUUCGUGGUCGUUCGCGUCCGAGCGAGGAACAAAGCGGCCGCCGGCGACUUCUCCGAGCCCGUCACCAUGGAGACCAGAGCCUAUACGUUUGGGUUCGAUGCGGCGUCGGCUCACGCUGAGCUGAGGGUUCGGGGCGACAUGGUGAGCUGGGAGCCGCAGGGGGUCAAAGGUCACGACGCCCGGCUGAGAGGAAAAGAGAACAAGAGCAGCAGCAGGAGCGCCACGCCCUCACCCAAUAAGACGGCAGGGAGUCGAGGCGCACGCGACCGAUUCGCCGGAGAGUCGUACACCGUGCUGGGCGACCAGGAGAUGGUGGGCGGCGGCCACUACUGGGAGCUCCGCCCCCUCGCUGACUGGAAGUCCUUCAGUGUGGGCGUGGCCUAUCGCUCUACCCUCGGACGCUUCGACCAAUUAGGAAAAAGCUCUGGUUCCUGGUGUUUCUAUGCAAGCCAAUGGCUGCAGAGCUCGCUCGCUGCCAAGCACAACAACCGGGCGAAGGCGCUUGAUUGGCCGCUGCCUCAGCGAAUAGGAAUCUACUGCGACUACGACAACGGAGAUUUACUCUUCAUCGAUGUCGAUCGUCUUCGUCUUCUUCACUCCUUCAAAACAAAGUUCAGCCAGCCACUCGUCCCCGCCUUCACCGUUUGGUGCGGUGGUAUUGCCUUGACGACAGGCCUGCAGGUGCCAAGCUUCAUGGCUAAUUUCCUCUCGACCAAUCAGAGCCUGAGCAACCUGUCACCGUAGAUCCACCUCCAAUCAGCUGCUUCCAUUUCACUGCUGUUAAUUAUCAUUCAUUUAUUCUUUUAUACAUUUGUAGUUAUGAGUUUUAAUUUAUUACAGUAAAUGUUAUUACAGAUGUAUUACCUGUGAAUUGUUGAUAUUAAACAUCUAGAAUAAAUAUUUAAAUUAAAUGAUAUAAUACAAAAAAUAUAUAUUUUAUUUCCUGUUCGAUUAUGAAAUUCUGGACCUGAAGCCAUACAUUAAGUUUGAGUGCUUUUAUUGUGAAGGGAAUGUCACUUUAUGUCAAAGCUGGAGAAGCAACAGAAAAAAGUGGCUUUUAUUUAGAAAAUCUACUAUUCUUUUCUUUGGGUGUGGCUUGCAUUCUGAUCAAUUCUCAUUAGAACCUAAAAUACUUUUAUUCUGAAAGAUGUCUUCAGUUAUUGUGUUGCAUUCCUUCUAGCUUUUAUUUUGAAGGCUGUAACAACGCAUACAUUAUUUUGAAAUUCAUGAGGAAUAUAUGUUUUUAAUAGUUUGAAAGACUUUAAUAUUGUCAUGCCUUUCGACUGGCUUUUAUUGUGAAAUUUCUAACAAGAUGUCCUUUAUUUUGAAACCUAUAAAAUCCUGUUUAAUUUAUGUGAAAGACCUCGUUAGAGUUAAUGUCUUGUAUUUCGCCUGGCUUUUAUUUUGACAUUUCUUCCAAGAUGUACUUCGUUUUGAAACCUAUCAGAGGUUCUGUGUUUAAUUAUGUGAACUACUUUUAUUGUCAAAGACUAAAUUAGUGUUGUGCAUUCUUUCUGGCUCUUAUUUCGAAGGUGAGAACUUCCAGUUUUUGACUGAAUGAUUUUUAUUUCCUGUUUGUAUUGAAUUAAAUGUUAAAAUCACAAAAGUUUGACAGAAAACAGAACUAUUGUGUUAAUUUAUUAUCGUGUGUAAAUGUUUUAUAUCAACAAAUAUUUUGAUAAACUGAAAAAUAAAUGUCAUUGAUGCUGUAAAAA